AUGGCUUUUGAACUCGCCCCAACGACUGCGUCUCCACCCUCAGCUCUCUCACAGUUGUCUCCAUCAGAUCUGACGAAGACCAAAACUCCCUUGCCAUGUCAGAUGCUCCUCCUUUCGGCACUGCCAAACCCUCCCAAACCACCUGUAUCCCCCAGAUCUGCCGCCUUCUCAGCUAUUUUCAACCUUCGGCUUGCUCCUCCUCCCAAAAAAUCUCGUUUUAUCAACCACUGCUCUUGUUCUCGAUGUGUCUGA
This is a messenger RNA of Arabis nemorensis, 252 nucleotides long. Lineage: Eukaryota; Viridiplantae; Streptophyta; Magnoliopsida; Brassicales; Brassicaceae. The record is from the annotation of a GenBank genome assembly.